Terrapene triunguis (Three-toed box turtle) is the source of this 3410-nucleotide messenger RNA. It is a transcript of the gene SRSF4, whose product is annotated as serine and arginine rich splicing factor 4. Gene Ontology annotation, cellular component: cytoplasm; nucleus; ribonucleoprotein complex. The record is from RefSeq and is a predicted model, not a curated record. The coding region runs from base 1466 to 2761 and encodes 431 amino acids. Gene Ontology annotation, molecular function: mRNA binding. The transcript is spliced from 7 exons. Lineage: Eukaryota; Metazoa; Chordata; Testudines; Emydidae. Gene Ontology annotation, biological process: mRNA splice site recognition; alternative mRNA splicing, via spliceosome.
UUUUAUUGGGGGUAUGGGACAAAUAUUAAAAAAUUCUUUUGGGGUUGGGGGAAGGAGGAGAGAAGACGUAACAUGGUACCUAUCAGAUCCUGCUAAGCAGGACUUGUCCUGAUCAUAUCUUAUGUGGGAAAACUUCAAGGAAAAUUCAAGUUCUCUAGAAGGUGGUGUCAGUGACUCCUGCAUUCUCCAGGCAGUCCUAAACAAGUGCUCGGACCUGGUGUUAGAUUGUGCUGUGCUGCUGAAGGUGCUCUAUUUUGGUGUGAAUGAUUUGAGUAUUCAUCAUGAAAAGUACCCUUGACACUCUUAGAAAGAGUAGGUUUGUUGAUCUGGUAUUAGGGCCACAUGCACAUAAUCCUGUUCCGCAACCCUGAAAUUCCCCACCCCACUCUUGAAGUUUCAGUACAAAAUAUUAUUGUUAAUUUCUUGCGUCAAAAACUUUGUAUGGUAUUACUGGCACCUAGGGAGACACCUAAUCAAGGGUUGGAGUAACUAUAAAUAUAGUGUUACAAAGCAAUUGAGUUCCUGUAUCAAUGUAAGGGGAUAUUGCUUUAUUUGUGCAAACAGAAGAGGGGUGGGGUAAUGACAUAGUAAAGUUGGAUUGAUCAGUUUCACAGAUGUAUUUAUUGCUGUGAUUAAACAGUUCCAAGGGACAGCUCCAAGCCACAGUUCAGCACGCAUUGCCCCUCUUCUGAGGGGAGCAUUUAUUUGCAUGAAAAAACAACUACGAUGAUACUUGCAGUGGCCAGACAAGAAUUGUCAUGUUAAAUAUUUAAUCAAAAUGUUUCACGUUUGCAUAGUAAAGAUCUUCUAGUGUUAAUGGGUAUUAAAGGAGGAAAUGAAAAUGUUUAUAAACUAAACGACCCAAGCUAAGAUAUCAGAAUUUGUGUACGCUAAAAUUUACAUAGGUUUAAAUUUGAAACCCAGAUACAUUUAAAACCAUUUCCUCCUUUACUUGCCUGCUCAGACCUUAGUUCAGGAUUCUGUUUGCCCUACAGCAGCCAGAGAUGUUGCAGCCAGCUGAAACGGGGCCCCCUGUACUGCUGUACGGGGCUGUGAUGCCAUCAGCUAUUGCAGGGGAGACUCUGAAGCCUGAACUUGGGUCUUGGAAGGUAUGGCUUUGUUGAGUUUGACGAUCUGCGUGAUGCAGAUGAUGCUGUUUAUGAGCUAAAUGGUAAAGACCUUUGUGGGGAGCGAGUUAUCGUUGAGCAUGCCAGGGGCCCCCGACGUGACAGCAGUUAUGGUUCUGGACGCAAGUCCUUUGAGGCUAAGAUGACUGCCUGUUCCAUUUGCUGACCUUGGGUUACCUUUCCAUGAGUGGCUCUUUGACCUUUGUGGCCCUUGGCUGACCAAAAAAGGAAGCCAUGUGACGACCGCAACCUUUUCCCAUUAGACCUGGGUGGUGAGGAUCCCAAGGGUUAGAGACAGAUGAGAUUAAACUGAAAUAGGUGCCUGAAAAUCUAUAUUCAUGUCAGAUAUUCAGAAAACCUUUAAUCAAUGUGGAUAUGGUUAUAGAAGAAGCGGAAGAGAUAAGUACGGUCCUCCCACCCGUACAGAGUACAGAUUGAUCGUGGAAAAUCUGUCAAGCCGUUGCAGUUGGCAAGAUUUGAAGGAUUAUAUGCGUCAGGCAGGCGAAGUGACAUAUGCAGACGCACACAAAGGGAGAAAAAAUGAAGGUGUGAUUGAGUUCAAAUCCUAUUCGGAUAUGAAAAGAGCCCUUGAAAAGCUGGAUGGGACAGAAGUGAAUGGCAGAAAGAUUAGGUUAGUGGAAGACAGGCCUGGAUCCAGACGGCGCCGCUCCUAUUCCAGAAGCCGAAGCCAUUCGAGGUCUCGCUCUCGAAGCAGACACUCUCGUAAGAGCAGAAGCCGUAGUGGCAGUAGCAAAAGCAGCCAUUCCAAGAGUAGAUCAAGAUCCAGGUCUGGGUCCCGUUCCAGAAGCAAGAGCCGUAGUCGAAGCAAGAGCCGUAGCAGAGGCCAAAAGGACAAAAGCCGGAGUCCAAGCAAAGACGAUAAAAGUAGGAGCCGCAGCAGGAGUGCGGAGAAAACCCAGAGCAAAAGUAAAGACAAAGCAGAGGAUGCCGUCCAGAACAACGACGACGCAAAAGCAAAGAGCAGGAGCCCCAGCAAGGAAAAGAGUAAGAGUAAAAGUAGGAGCAGGAGUGGGAGCAAGGAGAGAGUGGAGGAAGAGAAGGCGAGCGUGAGGAGGAGUAGGAGUAAGGAGAAAAGUAGGAGUAAAGAGAAGGAGAAGAGCAAGGCUAGGAGCAGGAGCAAGAGCAGAGAGGAGAGUAAGAGCAGGAGCAGGAGUCGUAGUAAGAGUAAGGAUAAAAGGAAAGGAAGGAAGAGGAGUAGGGAUGACAGCAGAAGUAGGAGCAGGAGCCGCAGCAAGAGUGAGAAAAGCAAAAGGCGCAGCAAGCGAGACAGCAGAUCUAGCAACAAGAAGAAAAAGAAGGAAGACCAAGAGCGGUCCCGGUCCAGGUCUAGGUCUAGAUCCAGGUCCAGAUCCAGAUCGGAGUCCAAGGAAAAGGAGCAUCUAAAACCAGAAUCUGACAAAAAGGAGGUAAAAAAGGAGGGUGAGGAAAUGGACAAAAGUCAUGAAUCUCGGUCCAGAUCUAGGUCAAAUUCUAAAUCCAAACCAAAUGUCAAAUCAGAAUCUCGGUCCCGAUCAAAGUCAAUUUCAAAAACUAGGUCCCGGUCCAAGUCUAGAUCUAGGUCUGCCUCUAAAUCACCAUCCAGAUCUAGAUCAAGAUCUCGUUCGAGGUCCUAAACUUGCUGCAACCACACUUGAAACUAUAUGAAAAGUCUUUUGUACAUGUUUGGUAGUUGUAGCACAAGUGAUUGAAGUAGAACACAUGUCAAUGCUGUACAUUUUUAACUACCCUAAUGGUGUGUCUGUAAUUGUUCAGUACAGGGCUCCCUCUCUGCAAUGCUUUCUGGUUCAAGGCUAUGCAGCUCAUUUGCUGACUUGUAGAAAGAUCCCCUUUAUAACACAAUCCUCACUAGAACACCAAAAUCACCUUGUUUUCCAAGAACAGCCUUACAGAGAGGAAGCGCUGUACUUUGAUGGGUUUAUAAGGUUGGAAUGAUGACUGAUAGGUAGGUAUGGUGACUUCAACUAUUUUUGCCCUUGAACUGAUGCCCUUUGAUGUAUGCCAUUUAGUGAAAGUGCUAAGUCUUAAGUUUCAUACUACUUUUGGUUUCAUAUUUUUGGAUUUACAGAGUUGUGAAUAGCACAGUCAAGGAAAUAGAUACCUGCAGUAACCCAUAGGGGAAUAAAAAGUAGAGUUCCAUAUUCUGGUAUUGUGACAAUAUCCUUGUUUUAUAUUAAAUUUUUUUAUUUUAUUUUUCCCCGUCUUGCAAAGUACAGUGAUCCCUGUUUCCAUGAAAUUUGAAUAAAGACUAUUUUUGCUUGAUGA